This is a messenger RNA of Cicer arietinum (chickpea), 1331 nucleotides long. RefSeq names its product methylecgonone reductase-like. Gene Ontology annotation, molecular function: oxidoreductase activity, acting on the CH-OH group of donors, NAD or NADP as acceptor. The record is from RefSeq and is a predicted model, not a curated record. NCBI's taxonomy places the organism in Eukaryota, Viridiplantae, Streptophyta, Magnoliopsida, Fabales, Fabaceae.
CUUGUUCGGGUGCUACUAAACAUAAUUAGUUUUACCUCCAAUUCAAUGGAAAAUCAUUUUACAUUAAGUUCACUUAUUACUAAAAUCAAUUUUAAACACACAUUUAGUUUGUUGUGUGUUAGGAUCCGUUACUGCUUGUAAAAAUAUGAGUAUAAAUAUGUUUUGAAUGUGAAAGUUUCAGAACUGUUUAGAACAAACAAUACAUUGAUGGAACAAAAGGAAGUUCCACAAGUGUUGCUAAACUCUGGUCACAAAAUGCCUAUGCUUGCCUUUGGAACCGCAGGACUGCCUCGCCCGCCAAACGAUGAGCUCAUUCCUGCCUUCGUCGAUGCCAUCCAAGCCGGCUAUCGCCACUUCGACACGGCGACUUUGUAUGGUUCUGAGGAGGCCCUUGGCCUAGCUAUAAAACAAGCACAAAACCAAGGUCUUAUAAAAAACCGCGGCGAGAUUUUCGUUACAACGAAGCUUUGGUGUACUGAUGCUCAUCCUGACCUUGUCCUCCCUGCACUAAAAAAAUCACUGCAGAGGUUGGAACUUGAGUAUGUGGAUCUUUACCUAAUACAUUUUCCAGUGAGAUUGAAACAUGGUGGAAUUGAAGACAAUUUUUCAAAAGAAGAUGUUCUUCCUUUUGACAUAAAAGGGACUUGGGAAGCCAUAGAAGAGUGCUCUAAAUUAGGCUUAGCAAAGUCUAUUGGUGUCAGCAAUUUUGGAGCAAAAAAGCUUUCUCAACUUCUACAAAAUGCUACUAUUCCCCCAGCUGUUAAUCAAGUUGAAAUGAAUGUAGCAUGGCAGCAAGGAAAUCUGAGAAAAUUCUGCCAAGAGAAAGGAAUACACAUGAGUGCAUGGUCCCCUUUAGGAGCUAAUGGUGCUUCCUGGGGUACCCUUGCUGUAAUGGAGAGUCCUAUCUUAAAGGACAUUGCAAUUACAACAGGCAAGACUGUGCCACAGAUUGCAUUAAGAUGGAUAUUGGAGCAAGGUGUGACUCCAGUGGUGAAGAGCUUCAACAAGGUAAGAAUGAGAGAAAAUCUUCAAAUAUUUAAUUGGGAGCUUAGUGAUGAUGAUUUGGUGAAGAUUAACCAAAUACCACAACGUAGAGCCUUCUUAGCAAAAGAUUUUAUAUCUGAAGAUGAAACCUUGGAAGAUUUUUGGGAUGGUGAAAUAUGAUUUAUGGGGACAUAUUUUGUCCAAAUUCUAAAUUCGAGUGUGUACUAAAUCAUGUAAGAGUUUUACCAUUUGUAAUCUCAAGGGAUGUGGUUCAAGUCUCUUUCGAUAAGGUUGGAAAAUAGUAGUACUAUUUUAAUUAAUAAUAAUUUAUUUUUUAAAAAAAUUUA